GAUUUAAGUGCCCUGUAUGCUCAAAAUUUGUACCCUCAGAUGAAAUGGAUUUGCAUCUUGUGAUGUGUUUAACAAAGCCAAGAAUAACCUAUAAUGAGGAUGUACUGAGUAAAGAUGCUGGGGAAUGUGCAAUAUGCCUUGAAGAAUUGCAGCAGGGAGAUACUAUAGCACGACUGCCUUGUCUAUGCAUAUAUCAUAAAGGCUGCAUAGAUGAAUGGUUUGAAGUAAAUAGAUCAUGCCCUGAGCACCCUUCAGAUUAAGCAUCAGAUUCCUGUUUUAUAGGUUUUCUUGUCUUUUUAAGAUGCUUGAAAAAACAAGAGGAUACGAGGAUCUAUCUCUGGAAGAACAAAAAUGCAGGCAUACUCAGCCAGAAAUCUGAGUUGUGUGAGACUUGGUAAUGAGAUGGACAAUCAGGCAGGGAAAAAACCCUGCUGAAGAAAGGACAGUCACUGUAGAACUCAGUGUACCAAACAUGCAUAUAAAGGACACACAGGGAUUUUGAAAAUGCUGCACAUCCCUUAAUCAUCAUCUACAUAGAUAAUACCGAUAAACAUUUUGUAUUCAGACGCCAAAGUUAACUGAUUUAAAAAGUUGAUUUCAUUACGUUCUCUAGAGCUGCGCAACAGUUGUAUUUUGAUUUGCUUUCUUUUUAAUUUGGGGUCUCUUUAUUUUCCCCAAUGUAGUAUUUCUACAUUCAUUUAAAAUGAAAACCACACAAUUUACUUCUUAUAAAUUAAAAUUUUAAAUGUGAAACCAAGAAAUGUAAUCAAGCAGUAAAACAUUCUCUGAAUAUAGACUAUGAUCUCAAGUCCUUCUAUUUUCCCCCCCAAGAGUGGAAAAUAGAUUCUACAUAGGAAAGCUAAAAUAUGUUAAUAUUUUUAAAUUAAAAGUUUAAUAUUAUCAGAAUACAGUCCAAAGAGUAAAUUACGUUACAUAAUUACAUUCUAAUUAAAUAUAGAAUUGUCUACUGAAUUGCAGUUUAUUAAAUAUAUCAUUUCCUCUUAAAACUGCUCAAUAGUUAUUCAGCAGUGAAUCAUCUUGCAGCUAUGCAACUUUUUAAAAAUUACAAAUUACCAAUUUUACGUGCUGCCAGCUACAAUAAUUUUGUUUUAACGGGUAUCUUUUGUUUAUUCUCCUCAUGUAAUUAUUUUAUUGUGCUUUGCAUCUCUAGGCAGUUUUUCCACAUUUGGGUAAAAUGUUUAGCAGGUUUGUAAACUUAAUAACUUAUGGAAAAGGUAAAAUAAAAUUUUCUGGAGUGAAACUUGGAAUAGUUUGAGGGACAUUUUAUAUACUUUUAAAAAUCAGAAUUUAAUUGGGAUGCCAGAUUUAUAGCAAUUUGCAUUUUUAAUUUUCCAGGUAAUCUGGAGGUUAGCAUUUGAUAAAUGAUUUUUUAAAGCAAAGAUGAUUUUGUUAAUUUAUAAUUUAUUAGUGUGUUGUUAUUGUACUUGAACAUGUUAUAGAGGCUUUUAAAUUCAGUCUCAUGUAGAAAGAAAUGUAUUAAGCAAAAUUAUGUGAAUAAAUAUUCCCACAAAAUUUAUGUGAAUGGUUAAAAGUACUGGAAGAGAGCUAUCAGGGCUACAAUAGUGAAUGUCGUCUUUCUUCUUAAUGUCAAAAAUACUGAUGAGUAGCUUGCAUGUUUUCACCAUAGGGAAAACAUUUAAUGAGUUUUAGGCAGUGCACUUUACUUGGUGUAAUUGAAAGUUGCACAGCACCAUUUCUUCAGUUUAACCUUUCUUUACUCUUCUUUUUUUCUUUUUUCUUUUUUUUUCUAAAUGCGAGAGCACACAUGCCCUUGCCAGAGAAAGAGAGAAAGCACUCCUCGUUGGAGCAUGGCCACACCACAGCAUCUUCUCUGUUUCUCCAGCCUGUUCGGAUUUGGAAUACACACUCACACCCUCACAUGUUUGUUAAGCCACCAGAUGGAAUCUGAACCAUGAUUAGCCAUGUAGGCCCUGUCUCCUUUAACCACUAGGCUAUAAGGCCAACCUUUAAUGUAUUUAAGUAUUUGUUGGUUAUUGUUGUUUUAUUUAACAUUGCUGCUCUUAUUUUUUCUAAAUUUUUUCCCUACUCUUGCUUCUGUUUCAUAUUUUUAAAAGGGCAAGUACAGGAGCAACUGCUGCUACCCAGAAGAAUUUGUGUAUUAUAAAUAAUUAAAAGAGUUUUUAAUUGCUUUCUGUGUGAUGCUAGAUCAGAUAACAUUUUUCUUAAAUUAUGCUGUGAAAUGCCUUUUGUUAUGCUGCAAUUGCUAAAAGAAUCCAAAACCUCCAUUGUGAGAGCUGACAGCACAGUUUCAUAGGUGCUUUUUAACCAGUCCAUGGAAAAUAUU
Molecule: messenger RNA, 2326 nt
Organism: Tupaia belangeri chinensis (Chinese tree shrew)
Lineage: Eukaryota; Metazoa; Chordata; Mammalia; Scandentia; Tupaiidae
Gene: ZNRF2
Product: zinc and ring finger 2
Biological process (GO): proteasome-mediated ubiquitin-dependent protein catabolic process; protein K48-linked ubiquitination
Cellular component (GO): membrane; intracellular membrane-bounded organelle; cytoplasm
Molecular function (GO): ubiquitin protein ligase activity
Source: RefSeq, a predicted model, not a curated record